This is a messenger RNA of Capsicum annuum, 783 nucleotides long. RefSeq names its product aquaporin PIP2-1. Gene Ontology annotation, cellular component: plasma membrane. Gene Ontology annotation, biological process: transmembrane transport. Lineage: Eukaryota; Viridiplantae; Streptophyta; Magnoliopsida; Solanales; Solanaceae. The record is from RefSeq and is a predicted model, not a curated record. Gene Ontology annotation, molecular function: water channel activity.
UUAGGAGCCAUUUGUGGUUGUGGUUUGGUCAAGGCUUUUCAAAAGGCGUAUUAUUUCAGGUAUGGUGGUGGUGCUAAUACGUUGAAUGAUGGGUAUAGCACGGGUACUGGUUUGGGUGCGGAGAUUAUAGGCACUUUCGUUCUUGUUUACACUGUCUUUGCCGCCACUGAUCCUAAGAGAAACGCCAGAGACUCUCAUGUUCCUGUGUUGGCACCACUCCCAAUUGGAUUCGCGGUGUUCAUGGUUCACUUGGCUACAAUUCCUGUUACUGGAACUGGUAUUAAUCCUGCUAGGAGUUUUGGGGCUGCUGUUAUUUAUGGCAAAGACAAAGCAUGGGAUGACCAAUGGAUAUUUUGGGUUGGACCCUUUAUUGGUGCUGCAAUUGCUGCAUUUUACCAUCAGUUUAUUUUGAGAGCUGGAGCAGUCAAAGCACUUGGUUCCUUCAGAAGCAAUGCCUAAUCAUCAAGAAUCAAUAGCUGGGAGGCCUAUGAGAAAUGGAGUCAAAUUAAAGAAUGGUCAAAUUUCCCACUUAAUAUGGGAUAUGAUACAUCCAUUUAAGAAAUUGUAUAUAAGUAUUUGGGAGAAGUCUUUUCAAAUUAUGCUUUCUUAUGUUAUUAGAGUUGUCUUGGCUAUUUGGCACUUGUUUUAAAUGUGCCAAACAUUGUCACUGCAGCUUCUCGAGUUGUUUCCCUUUCUUUUGUGUGUUUAUGUAAUUUUCACUAUGCUUGUUUUGAGCAUCCAAAUAAUGGAAUGAGCAAGGCUAUAUUAGCUAUUUAUCUUUCA